Messenger RNA from Chelonus insularis, 1944 nucleotides. RefSeq lists its product as uncharacterized. NCBI's taxonomy places the organism in Eukaryota, Metazoa, Arthropoda, Insecta, Hymenoptera, Braconidae. Bases 297 to 803 code for a protein of 168 amino acids. The transcript has 4 exons. The record is from RefSeq and is a predicted model, not a curated record.
GAAAUUUAUAAGCAGCCAGUUGCGCGGAGUCCGCCGUUGGAGCAUAUGCUCGCAUGGCGUGUACUUUUACUAUGAUGGAUUUCUAAUGUCCAUUUCUUUAUUUUGCUCUCAAUUUUAAUUAUUUUGUGACGUGUUUAUAUCAAGUUGUUUAAAAAGAAAGUAGUAAUAUUGAUAGGAAAAUAUAUCGAUUGAAUAAUAUUAUUCGAUUGUGUGAUUGAUUAUUCAGUCGAGAGGAUUUUCAGUAUCAUAUUGUUGAUUUUAUCAGUUUAUUCUACUGAUUGACACUCUACUUUGAAAUGUCUUUAGAGGAAUCUCGACGUUCUCAAAGACCUUAUAGGUACGGAAUGGUACUCCUUUGUGUAGGAGCUCUUAUUAAUUGGUUAGGAUUGGCUGAAAAUUACGUGGAACCUGUGAGAUAUGUUGGAGUAGCUUGCAUUGUUGCUGGAGCUCUUCUAAUAUGUGCAGCUAUGUGCUGUUGGCUUCAUGCUCCACCAACUAGGACCAACAUUCAGUGCCAGAAUGCCAACCUAAAUAGUACUAUUCAGAUUGACGAUCCAAUUCAUGUAAUUACUGUUGAAGAACCAGCCAGCGUUGCAAGACAAAAGCCACCAGAUUAUGAAGCAGUGGCAGACUCACCUCCUAGCUAUGAUGAUGCGAUUAAAUUAAAUCCUGGACAAUUAACGGGUGCAACAAAUAGCAGAGUCACUUCAACUAUUCUAACUGGAGUUACGGAAAGUGUUGGUAGUGGCCUUACUCCCAAUCAGCCUACUGCGCCUACGCCUCCACCUCCGUAUGCUAGGUGAGAUUACAUAGUGGGUACGCACUUGCGACCUCGGCAAAGUCUACCAACAUCAUCUUUACACUGCGCUCGAUCUGAUAUUCAUAAUGAGCGUCAGUUGACACACUUCAUUGAUACGUCCAAUGUUGCGAAUAUUGUGGGAAUGCGCCAUCAUCGGAGAUAUCAUGUGAGACCAAUCUCAAAUAAUGCUACCACUGCUAGAAGACUGCGUGCCCAAAGUGUUCAUGUUCUCUACACACAAGUGCCGUUCCAUCAACAUCAAUAGCCGAUUUUCAUAAUUGAAUGUUAUUCCAACUAAGCAGAAAAACUUAAAAAACAUUUAUAUUAGAAUCAAACAUAAACUGUGAGAAAUGAGAAAUAUUAAAAAAGAACUCAACAGCUAGAAAAAAGCACGCAAAUGCCUUGUACCUGAAUAAAGCAUUCCUGCGUCUUUAAUAACUCAAAGUAAUCUGAACGAAUGAAAGCUGAUCUCAAUUCCUAUUCUUCUAGAAUUUUGAAUAAGUUUUCAUAAUGAUUAGUUGAGAAACUAUGAGAAAAAAUAAUUUUUAUUUAGAAAUGGAAUUAUUUAAUUGUAUUUAACGAUUGAUUACCAUGCAUCAAGAUGAAAGUGAUAUUAAAAAUGUAAUAAAGAAUAGUUGACAAGUAAAUAAUUGAUUUCUUCUUAAAAAUUAAUUUUUCUGUGAUAAUAAUUUUAUCUUGAGCUGCCUAAAAGACUUUUUAGAAGCAUAAGCUUGUGUAAAUAAUUUAUAAAUUAUUGUUAAUAUUAAUAUCAACAAUAUUACAUCUAUCUAUAAUUAAAUUAUUAACUAAUCUUAAAUUAAUUACUGUUAAAGAAUUAUGAAAUAAUUGUCUGUAGAUGAAUUGAAGGAAGUAGAAAGAAGAGUAUGAUUAUGUAAAAGUUUUGAUGGCUGAUAAAACAAUCAUUUAAAAUAAUUAGUUAAAUAAAAGGAUAUUCAAUUGUAAAAAUUAUCCUUAUGCUAGUUGGAUGUUUUCAUAUAGAGAAAAUGUUAUGCACGAGUAUAUUUUUAUUGUGAUUUGUACUAUAAAUAGAGUGGGAUAACGCCAGAAAUGUUAUUUGUUCCCACAAGAUCUUGUAAGAUAAGAUUUUUUUUUAUACCUGAUAAAUAAACUUAAAUGACUAAAAA